Cladophialophora psammophila CBS 110553 is the source of this 1254-nucleotide messenger RNA. RefSeq lists its product as uncharacterized. The record is from RefSeq and is a predicted model, not a curated record. The transcript is spliced from 2 exons. The coding region runs from base 1 to 1254 and encodes 417 amino acids. Lineage: Eukaryota; Fungi; Ascomycota; Eurotiomycetes; Chaetothyriales; Herpotrichiellaceae.
AUGGCAAUGGAAUAUAUCAAUUACAUCAAGGCCAAGGCCCACCUUGUAACCUCGCACAAAUCUGAGGCGCCAGUCUUGUCCGAGGAAGAUGAGGAGUUCCUGGAUCGCAUCACAUCUCAAGAAAAUCCUCCUCCGCUUCCAGCCCGGCCGGGGGUGCUGACACAAGGCAAGGAUGCCCAGAUCGCCCUUAUGGACGGCGCCCAGAACAUCCCUCUCCCUCCUGAGACUCCAAAUGAACUCAGCGAAGAGCCUGCUAUGAUCCAGCAAGACGAAAAUGGCGCAACACAAGGGGCGCCGUCUAAACCAAAGACCACCUGGAGCUGGCUCAGGCGGGACAGCCGAGACGUCAAGCGCCAAAGGAACGAGGCCACCGCUGCUGGUUUAGAAGACAUCGCUGCUAGUCUUAAGAAGCGCGAAUUUGAAGACAGCGAGGAAGAGAAGGAGGCCAGGCAGGAAGAAGAGGACAUGACCAUCGUGCUGGAGCGGCUCAACCUGGCGGCCGUCAACAAUCGCGUCUUCUCCAUCAGCGACGAAACGCAAGAACUGCUACAGAAAUUCAACCUGAUCUUCAAAGAUCUCGUCAACGGCGUGCCCACGGCGUACGAAGACCUGGAGAGUUUAUUGACCAACGGUGACCGGCAGCUGCAGAAGACUUUCAAUUCGCUCCCGGCAUUUUUGCAGAAGCUCAUUGAGAAACUCCCAGAGACUAUGACCAAGGGGUUUGCGCCUGAGAUGAUGGCGGCGGCUGCCGAAAGGGCGCAGAAGAGCGGGGUCAACAUGGAAAACGCAGGCAAGGCAGCUGCUGCGGCGAAGAAGAUGGGAUUCAAGACACCUUCGUUGAAAGAAUUGGUGGGCAAGCCAACAGCCAUCACGGCGGCGCUUAGGUCGAUCAUGAACUAUCUCCGGGCGCGGUUCCCGGCAUUCAUGGGCAUGAAUGUGCUAUGGUCGCUGGCAUUGUUCGUGCUACUCUUUGUCUUCUGGUAUUGCCAUAAACGUGGUCGAGAGGUCAGGUUGGAGAAAGAACGGCAGCUCACCGAAGAGGAAGUGCAAAAGUUGGACGUCGACUACAAGGCAGAGCAUCCGGAUGAAUAUCCCACCACGACAGCCGAGAAAGGGGCAUCAAUCCAAGAAGUGCAAGCUGGCAUGGAGGAGGUUCAGGCCGCAAAGGAAGCGGUGGAGGUGCCAGAGCAGCCAGUGGAAGUGGAACCCAGGGCAGUUUCUCCGUCGACAGCAACGGCAGCCUCAGCGCCGUGA